Messenger RNA from Trametes versicolor FP-101664 SS1, 1563 nucleotides. RefSeq lists its product as uncharacterized. The record is from RefSeq and is a predicted model, not a curated record. Lineage: Eukaryota; Fungi; Basidiomycota; Agaricomycetes; Polyporales; Polyporaceae. Bases 1 to 1563 code for a protein of 520 amino acids. The transcript has 2 exons.
AUGUCCUUGAGCAGACGCACGAUAGCGUCCCUCGCCCAGACGAGCACAUGGCUGCACGCGGCAUCUAUACACGCACUCUGGGAAGAUCAAGAAAGCCUCGUUCCGCUCUUGCGACUUCUUCCACCUGACUCAUGGACGGAAGUUCCUCUCGUGGAUGGUGGUAGCACUUUCCACAUCAUCCGACCUGACCAGCUUGAAUGGACGCGAUUCAACCACUACGCUAAACACGUGCAACGCAUCUACUGGGAGGAGUUGCGGGACGUCUCGCUCCGCGCUCUGACCACACUUUCUGGGUACUGUCCCGCCGGCCAGCCACUCCUCCCGCAACUCCGCGAGCUCACCUGGGACGAGCCCUGCGCAGACUACUCUCCCUCCGUCUACCUCUUCCUCGCCCCCAAUCUCAAGCGCCUUGAACUCACACUCUCCCAUUUGGACCCGCCCACGAUAAUGGCGCUCUUUCAGCACGUAGAGGCGGCGUGCAAGCGCGUGGAUCAUCUCACGAUGGGCACCGACCCGGUAUGCGACGAGAUGUGGGAGUUGACGGGUGUCGUCGGCUACGCCUUUGCACGGCUCCUCCGCGGUUUGCCUGAGCUCAAGCACGUCAAGAUCGAGGGCCUCUUGUCAACGAGCUGCGUAGAAGCACUGGCGGAGCUCCCUAAGCUCGUCAUGCUGGAGCUUCGAGCUCAGCCGGUGGAGAUGUGCAUGAUAGCUUCCUCUGCAGUUUGGGGCUCGCGUCACGGGGAAUGGUUCAACACGCUCGAAGAACUGAAGUUCUACGUGGACCAAAUGGACAGCAGUACGGUCACCUUCCUAGGCGCCGUACAAAGCGCGAACCUGCAGAAGCUACGGAUCGAGUCCCACUAUCAGUCCUAUACUCACAUGGUCAAGGUACAUCUCGACGCCUUCGCGCAUGCCACUUACCGCGACUCCCUAACCAGCCUGACGCUAAACUUCGACCGUCAACGUAACGAAACCACUCCCUCUCCACGUAUCGAAACCACUCCUUGUCCAGCACUCGACGUCGAAGAGACACUCGAGCCGUUCUACGCCUGCCCCCACAUCGACACCCUCCACAUCCGGAGCCCUUCGCUGGUUGCAAGCACUAACGCGCUCCAAAACAUCGCGCACGCCUGGCGGAAUCUUGCCACCCUCUCGCUGGUCAGCUUCCAGCCACCCCCCUGGGUCAAACCGCGCCUCACCCUCGAAGGACUCAUCCCGCUCGCGCGCGACUGCCCAGACUUAUGCACGUUGGAGCUGCCCGUGAGCGCCGACCGGGUGCCCGACGAGGCGACGCUCGCGCGACUCCUGCCUGUGCCAUCGCGGUGUGCGCUGCGCCGCCUUGUCGUGUUCGACGCCACGAUCGAGGACGAGCACGCGGUGGCGGAUUUCCUCGCGCGGCUGUUUCCGGAGAUACGUUGGCUAGAGUCUGGCAGCACGCCGGGAGGCGCGCAGUGGCUCUACACGUAUGAGAUGCAUUACAGGUGGACGACAGUGAGGACGCUGCUUACGGGCCAGGGGGAUGCGCCAGUGCAGUGGCCAGACUCUGGCAGCGAUUCCGAAUAG